This is a messenger RNA of Babesia bigemina, 894 nucleotides long. RefSeq lists its product as hypothetical. Bases 1 to 894 code for a protein of 297 amino acids. The transcript has a single exon. Lineage: Eukaryota; Apicomplexa; Aconoidasida; Piroplasmida; Babesiidae. The record is from RefSeq and is a predicted model, not a curated record.
AUGCAGCGCGAGUGCUUGUUGAUCCCCCCUACCAGCUUCAGGGAGGCCAUGGACUGGCUCGAGGCCGUCCGCAGCACCGCCGGUAUUAAGCCGCUCGGUGAGGCCGUUUACGCUCUCAUCCGCGAGAGCACGACCCGUACUCUGAGGUUGGAUUUGAUGCACUCUGUCAAGACCAACGUCCGCAACUUCCUGAGGUUCGAAGGCUUCACCGGCUUCCCUAGCUUCAGGCUCAUGCUCGACAGUGUGACCGGCUACCCGUCACCCGAGCACGCCAUCUGCCUUAACGGCGACAAGCACGACCCUGAGGCCGUUAAGAUGGGCGUCAAGGGCUACUGUGAUGUUACCGAGUUCGACACCCUGCAGUACGAGGACGUGCACCGCAUGGUCUACGAGACCAUCCAGACCGCCCACUACUUGGUUGACGGUAUCAAGAAGGUCGAGAGUUACGAGGAUUCCUACGUCAGCAAGCCCCUCUGGGAUGUAUCUUGCAAGGAGAAGCCUCAGAAGUGCGCCGAGGUCUUCAUUGGUAUCAUCCCCAUGAUCUACCCUACCCUCUUCGAGCUCUACAAGUACACUCAGAGGUUCGACAACUGGGACCUGCACAUCAAGACCAAGAAGGACGACACCCUCGGUUGGCUGUUCGAGGGCAGCGGCUACACCUUCUACAAGGACCUUAAGGGCAAGGUUAACGCUGAGGACAUUGAAAUCACCAUUCCCUACGUUGACAUGGACUACUUCAAGAAGUUGUACCACUUGGCUGGUUUCUGGAAGUUCUACCCUCAGUCCCACGUCUACCCUCAGGCUUACCCGAUUGGUGACGGAAAGGAACACACCGUUGGCGAGAACCACGACCCAUACGAGAAGAAGUACAGGGCCCGCAGGAUGAGGAGGUAA